Molecule: messenger RNA, 714 nt
Organism: Papilio machaon (common yellow swallowtail)
Lineage: Eukaryota; Metazoa; Arthropoda; Insecta; Lepidoptera; Papilionidae
Product: protein takeout
Exons: 5
Coding region: 1-711 (236 amino acids)
Source: RefSeq, a predicted model, not a curated record
AUGAUACUCCAGUUUUCGUUCACGAAUCUAAGAGUCGUGUCCGCUGAAAUAGACUUCGUAUCUCCGUUUAUCACGCCAUGUUACGCUCGGGACUCGCAGUGCUUGCGGGCGUCGACGCAGCGCGCGGUGCCGGUGGUGGCGGCGGGGCUUCCGGAACUGGGGAUGGAGCCCCUGGACCCCAUGACCCUGGACGGGAUCGUGGCGGACCAGUCCGGCCUGCACAUGGAAUUUAGGAACACCGUAGUUAAGGGCUUAAGGAACUGCGAGGUGAUGAGAGUUAAACGUUACUCUCAGCGCACACAACUUGACGUGAAGUGCUCGGUGACGCUGGUGGGCGACUACCAGCUGGGUGGGCUACUACUCAUCAUGCCAAUCGAGGGCCACGGCAGAUACAAGAUCAAAAUACGUGAUAUCCUGGUGAAGAUGGAGUUCGCGGUAGGCGAGCGCGAGCGGCAAGGCCAGCGCUACUGGACCGUGGAGAACUGGCGGCACUCUUCUGAGGUCCUCACUGGCGCUGAGUUCCGCUUCCAGAACUUGUUUGGCGGCAAUACACAGCUGGCUAACGCAGUGUUAGACUACGCGAACAGCAACUGGCGCGACAUCUUCGCGGAAGUGUCGCCACCUAUCGUGGAGGUGAUCGUGUCCAAGAUAGUGAGUGAGGUGCGCAAACUGUUCGACGCCGUGCCCAUCAGUGACCUCAGCCUCGACUGAAGU